AUGAAGCUCUUUGAAGGCAAUCUUUUCUCCCGCCUACUGGCCCUUCUCCUCGUUGGCCUGCUGGGCCAGGCCAUCGCCGCACCAACCCCCAUCGACCUCGACGACACACAUAAUGGCCCCCUAAUCGAGGCGCGCGGCAAAAAGGCCACCCAAGAACCCUACAAAGCCAGCAAACCCAAAUCAAGACUUGCCCGGGAGGCGAUUUCGAAACGCGACUACCUCCACGGCUACCAGAUCCUGGCUGAUACUUUCCAUGACAUGCAAUGGCCCUCCAAGGUGUUGAAGGAGAGAAAGAUCCCCGGUAACAAGAGAAAGCAGUUCUGGAAGAAUGCUUCCCAAGCUCUUGCUGAGGAGGCUAAGGAUACAGUUUAUGUGCUGCUUCCUAAGGGCUCUGGUGAUGACUGGCUUAAGACAACUGUUUGGGCCAGAAAGGAAUGGCCUAACCUCAACCAGGCCAAGAAAAUUGUUCGGAUCAACCCGGAUGACGAGAACGACAAGGAGGAUAUUACGCACUUCAAGCAUAAAUAG
Aspergillus chevalieri is the source of this 528-nucleotide messenger RNA. RefSeq lists its product as uncharacterized. NCBI's taxonomy places the organism in Eukaryota, Fungi, Ascomycota, Eurotiomycetes, Eurotiales, Aspergillaceae. Bases 1 to 528 code for a protein of 175 amino acids. The record is from RefSeq and is a predicted model, not a curated record. The transcript has 2 exons. Gene Ontology annotation, molecular function: NAD+ nucleosidase activity.